This is a messenger RNA of Aspergillus tanneri, 918 nucleotides long. RefSeq lists its product as uncharacterized. Bases 1 to 918 code for a protein of 305 amino acids. The record is from RefSeq and is a predicted model, not a curated record. The transcript has a single exon. Lineage: Eukaryota; Fungi; Ascomycota; Eurotiomycetes; Eurotiales; Aspergillaceae.
AUGCGAGUUAUUUCCGUCCUAUCGUUGCUGCUCGCAGCAGCCACAAACCUCUGUCAAGCCGAAUAUGACUCACGAAAAUACCAUCAAUUCGACAAUGGUACCUGGAUCGAAGAUAUCGCCGGCUACGGAGCCUCCUGGUAUGUCAAGUUCAGCCGCUACGAUCGGCCAAUCGUCUACCAAGUCGACACGGCGCAUCAACACGGACCCCCCCAGCCGCUAUAUACCUUCCCUGACUCUAUCGGGCUGACCGGUAUCACGGAACUCGGAUACGAGCGUUAUGCCAUACUUGCCCGGACCAAAGUGAACGGCCACGACGCAAGCUCCCUCUGGACGCUGAGUAACAACGGCAGUGCCCCUCAGGCUGUCAAACUCAUCGAGAAAAUCGGAAACGGCGGCACACUCAACGGUCUCACUACCCUUUCUUCCACCGUCGUUCUGGCAUCGAAUACCCUCGCAGGGGUAGUCUACAGACUAGACCUCCAGACACGCACCGUAAAGGUCGUCCUCAAAGACCCAACUAUGGCUAAGGGUAUUAACGGUGUCCGCUACCGUGCGCCAUAUCUCUACUACACCAACUCCGUUCAGGGUCUCUUUGCGCGCAUUCCGAUCGAUCCCAUCACUGCAGAGCCAACGGGUAAAGCACAGGUGGUAUCCAAAGGGGCCUCGUUGGUCGGCGCGGAUAGUUUUACGCUAGCACACUGGUCGGACGACGCCUUUGUGGCGAACUUUCAACGGAAUACGGUUGUCAGAGUUAAUACCACAGCGAAAGCGGCCGAGGUGGUUGUCAGGAAUAUCCCGGCGCCAUGCUCUGCAGCGUUUGGCUCGUCAGGGGGGUUGUACGUAGUGACUAGUGGGACGGGAUCAGAUGGAGGGGCGAGUGUAUGGUCUGUUUCGGUUCCAGAUGAGCGAUUUUCUUAG